AUGAUAAAUUUAGAUAUUGAGAAUCUAAACGAUGUUAAUUUAAUUUUAGAAAGAUUAGAUGCUCAUGAUAGAUUUAUUGAAGCUAAAAUAGAAUUGUUUGAAGAAAUAGACAAAAUAAAAAAUAAUAAUAGUACUAAUAAAAAAAAUAUAUGCAAAAAAAAAAUCCCUGAAAUAAUAAAUAAAAAGGAAAAAAAAAGUAUUUUAUCAAAUAUAAUAAAUAUAUUAAAUUAUGUUUUUCCUGAUUAUGAAUUUAAGUAUCUAAAUAAUUCUAAUUAUAAAUAUAUAAAAAAUAUUAACAGUGUAAUAGAUAAUAUUAAUUAUAAUUUAUUUUAUAUAAUUGAAAAUAUAUAUAGAGGAUUUAAUAAGAAAAUAUGGAAAAUAUUAAAAGAAUUAAUUGAUUUUAAAUAUUGUGAUGUUUAUACUUAUUUGAAUGAUACUGACAAUGAUCCAUAUGUUGAUAAAGAAAGCAUAUCAAGUUUUAACUACUUUUUUUUUGCAAAAAAAAAUAAAAGAAUUUUAUUUAUAUCAUGUAUAACAAAACCAAAAUAUAAAAAUCAGAAUGAUGAAGAUUUUAAUAAUAUUUAUAUUGGAAUUCAAGAUGAACCAUCUAUGAAUGAACAAAAUGAAUAUGAUGAUGAAAAUUCAUCAAUUUAUUAA
Messenger RNA from Plasmodium gallinaceum, 657 nucleotides. Its product is annotated as repressor of RNA polymerase III transcription MAF1, putative. Gene Ontology annotation, molecular function: RNA polymerase III core binding. NCBI's taxonomy places the organism in Eukaryota, Apicomplexa, Aconoidasida, Haemosporida, Plasmodiidae. The record is from RefSeq and is a predicted model, not a curated record. The coding region runs from base 1 to 657 and encodes 218 amino acids. Gene Ontology annotation, biological process: negative regulation of transcription by RNA polymerase III. The transcript has a single exon. Gene Ontology annotation, cellular component: nucleus.